Dermatophagoides farinae (American house dust mite) is the source of this 1457-nucleotide messenger RNA. Its product is annotated as procathepsin L. Lineage: Eukaryota; Metazoa; Arthropoda; Arachnida; Sarcoptiformes; Pyroglyphidae. Gene Ontology annotation, biological process: proteolysis. The record is from RefSeq and is a predicted model, not a curated record. Gene Ontology annotation, molecular function: cysteine-type peptidase activity.
AAAAUUGAUCAAAAAUUGAUUGAUUUGCGUUGAAAAUUCACAUUUCGCAUACAAAAUGAAUGCGAUCCACCAAUUUGGAUUAUUAUUUUUCUUCAUCAUCAUUUCAACAAUUUCAAUCGAAAAAAUUCGUGCUCAACAAAAUGAUGUUGAACAAGAUUUUGUUCCAUUGUUUCUGGAAGUGUUAAAUCGUACCUAUAUCGAACCAGUAACUAUUGAUCAUGAAUUAAAAUCAAUGUUAUUCGAUCCGGAAUUUAUUGUCCAUUGUUAUGAUGAUACAUUUGAUGGUCAACAAAUGAAUCUUUAUACAAUGCCGCAUCGACAAAUUGUCGAAAAUUAUUUUACUUCGUCAGAAGUUCGUCCCAUGAUUCAAAAAUCUGGAUUAAUGGCCACGAUGCAACAAACAGAAGAACGUAUUGAUAUUACAUUAACAAAUUUGAAUCAAUUAAUGUCAAUAAUUAAUGAGUGUCUAAAGUUGGAACAACCAGAAAAACGUUCACGUGUUGGCAUUACGACAUUGACACAUUUGAGCAGAGAAGAAUAUCUAGAACGGUUAAAUCCAGAUAUUUUGAAACAUAUUAGCGAACCACAACCGCCUAAAGAUAUACUGACAUUACCUCAAAGUAAUUGUGGUGACAUUUUCAACCCUAAUUUGCCCAUCUCAUUCGAUUGGGCAGCAAAAGGAAUGGUCACCUCGGUCAAAGAUCAAGGAUAUUGUAAUAGUUGUACAAUAUUUGCACUGAUGGCUUCAAUCGAAUCUCAAUAUCUUUUGCUAAGUGAAGGACAAGUGGCUGCAAAAGAUGUUGAUUUUAGUGAACAAGCCAUUAUAGAUUGUAUAGAAGAGGAUGUAUGUGAAAGAGGAAGUCAAGUAAAAACAGUUUGGAAACAAUUAUCGCGUGUUGGUCUGAUUGAUGAAUCAUCGUCACCAUAUUAUGGAAGGAAACUACCAAGUUGUGUUUAUCAUGCAUUCAGUGAACAUAAUGUAACAUUAGCACACAUUUGUGCACGUACUGGCAAUAUGGAAGCAACAAUCAUGUCUGCCGUUUAUGAUUAUGGACCAAUAAUGGCAGUGAUUGAUGCUGGCGAUGAAUUAUUUCAAUAUAAUCGUGGUCCAAAUAAUUGGCGUUGUGGUGAUAAAACAUAUAAUCAUGCCAUACUGAUAACCGGAUGGACUAAUGACCAUUUCAUUAUCAAAAAUAGUUGGGGAACCGGAUGGGGAUUGAAUGGUUAUCUUUAUUUGCCUAGAUAUAUGAAUGCAUGUAACAUUGAACUAUAUAUGGUUAUUCCAUUUGUUAAAAGAAAACCACCACCAAGACGAAGAAAUUAGAUGAUACUGAAAUUCAUUGAAAUGAAACGAAACAAGAAGAAAAUAUGCUAAUGUUUUGUGAAUGGCGGGUAUUUGAUAUUUAUCAAAUAAAUUAACCUUUUCAUUUUAUUUUUUAAAAACAAAAAAAAAUUGA